CUUUGCUUUCUCAUUCUGUAAUCGCGAAGGACUUGGAGGGUUUACUUUCUUCUUCCAGAUCAUUACUGCGUGGUUUGCUGGGCCUAUUUUCUUAAGGAACAAUAAUGUUCGUUGUAUAUGUCAUUUACGGUGUUUUUCCUCAUGAUGAAGGAGCGAUUACUAGUUUCCUUUAAUUUCACCUUUUCUUACACUCAAUAGUCUCCCUAUUUAAGUAUUUGUUAAUAUUUCUUCCAAUUUUAUGGUAAUAAUUUUGAUUUAUGAUCAACGAAAGAUUGUUGUUAUGAGUGAGCUGAAAUGUUGGAACUUUGUUGUGAUGCAGUGAAAUGCCUCCUUAAUUUUAACAAUGGUUGACUUUUUUUUUCUUUUAUCUUUAUAGUGUAGAUGAUACUUAAUAAUCAUCUGUUAAUGUUGUGGGUUUCUCCAUGGGGUCAGUCAUGUAUCUUCUGCAGUAGUUUUUAACUAGAGUCUUGAUCUGGUAGCUAUCUUUUUAAUAUCAAAUAACGGCUCUGCCAUUUAUAAAUUAUGACCAAAGAUCGAAACAUGAUGGGAUUGAGAAAAGAUUCUGGGAAACUAAGAGAAAGUUGUGAACAAUAAUUAAAUUAUGUCCAUCGGAUUCCAUCAUUGUGGGUAUAAGGCUAAUGAAUUGAAGAGCCAACAUAUUUUCGGUUUGUAAAGUCACCUUUAUUGGAGGGAAAAAACCAUGAUGGUCAUCUUUAUUGGAUGCUAAAUGCUACUGUCUACAAUAAUCAUAAUAAAGGGAAUUGCCUCUCUCUCCUUCAACAUGUAGUAUCUUUUAAGCCUUCUUUUCUUAAUGGAUGCCAACUUUCUUGUUUAAGUUUUUGUUCAGGUGGGGAAUGGGAUCAGAUAGGCAACACAUUAUGUUUGUUGAACCUGAGACUUGAACUUUCAGAACAGGCCAUUACAUCAACGGCCGUGAAGAAAGGAGGACUAUCUGCAGGGGAUGUGGCAGCACAAUACAAGUAUGGGAACACUCUAGUUGAUGUAAAAGUUGACACAGAAUCAAAAAUUUCAACGACUUUAACUUUCACUGAGGUCAUCCCAUCAACAAAGACUAUUGCUUCAUUUCAACUGCCUGACCUCAACUCUGGCAAGCUGGAGGUUCAAUACUUCCACAACCAUGCAACUUUCACCACGGCUGUCUCUAUGAACCAGACCCCUGCUAUCGAUCUUUCAGCAACAAUUGGAACCCCAACCAUUGGUUUUGGUGCCGAAGCUGGUUAUGACGCCACAGCUGGUCACUUUACUAAGUAUACUGCUGGCAUUAGCGUGACAAAACCAGAUUCUUGUGCCACGGUAAUUUUGGGUGAUAAAGGAGACACUAUAAGGGCUUCAUACGUGCACCAUUUGGAUCGAUUGAGGAAGAGUGCUGCCGUAGGAGAGAUCACCAGAAGGUUUUCCACAAACGAAAACACAUUGACUGUUGGAGGGUUAUAUGCAGUUGACAACCUGACAGUGGUCAAGGCAAAGCUCAACAAUGAUGGGAAGCUUGGGGCUGUCUUGCAGCAUGAGCUCAUACCAAAAUCAAUUUUGACCAUCUCUAGUGAGUUUGACACCAAGGCAUUGGAGAAGAUACCCAAGUUUGGGGUAGCUCUUGCUCUUAAGCCUUGAAUUUGUUUUUCUCCCAAUUAUGGCAUUUUACUGAAAUUCAAUCUCAUUUUUUGUGUGGCGCUUUAAAACGGGCACAAGAAGUAGUUCCAUAGAAAUAUUUGUUUUAGGGCGUUAUGAACAUUUGAGUGGUUGCUUUGCUACUUGGGCUUGUACACGCCCUUUUCCCCAAAAUGAUUUUUUUUUUUUAUAAGCAUUUUGAUAAUUUCCCAAUUAUUCUCUUUAUGUAUCCACAAAUGGAAAAAAAGCUAAGCUCCCUUUUUUUUUUGGGUGGCAUUGCAUACACAAAUAGGAAUUGGGGAGAAAAUCUUACGCGUGGAGGGAAGAAAUUGAACUUGGGGCCCCAUUAAAUCACCCCUAAUUAAUUAUUAGGCGGGGAACAAGAAGUCUUAAGCAGGGCUUCUUUUUCUCCUUAGCUUGAAUCCCACCAUUUACAGUCUGUAUGUCCUUUGUGCUUCUUAUUUGCACUUGUUUCAGUCUAAUAUGAAUGCUAGAUACGAUCUUUCAAUUUUUUA
Messenger RNA from Diospyros lotus (date-plum), 2141 nucleotides. Its product is annotated as mitochondrial outer membrane protein porin 2-like. Gene Ontology annotation, molecular function: voltage-gated monoatomic anion channel activity. Gene Ontology annotation, biological process: monoatomic anion transmembrane transport. The record is from RefSeq and is a predicted model, not a curated record. The transcript has 5 exons. Lineage: Eukaryota; Viridiplantae; Streptophyta; Magnoliopsida; Ericales; Ebenaceae. Gene Ontology annotation, cellular component: mitochondrial outer membrane. Bases 721 to 1629 code for a protein of 302 amino acids.